CCGCCAUCAUGGAGCUGGGUUAGCCAUGGAGCAGCCAUUACAGCUUUAUUUAAGGUAUACAUGGCCCGGGGUGGCGGUGAGUAGGCCGCAGCCGCGUACAUUCGUGUGAGGGCAGCCAUGUCUCCGCGCAGCCAGGCCGCCGCUCAUUGUCUGCGAUGGUAAACACACGGCGAGCGAGAGCGAGACAGCGGGGGCGCGCACGUCACGCACGGUUCACAGGAAGCCGCGUACACCCCCCCCCCCUUUAAAAAAAUUCACUCUUCACACACUGAACUCAAGCGACAACCGCGUCCUCCAAUCACACGGCUUCCUCCUUACACCGCCGACCAAUACACUGGAAGCAGAGGGGCGGGCCCUACCGUGCGUCUGACGUCAUACGUCCCCCGUACUGGCUGCAAGCCCCACCUUUUGUGUUUCCCGCACCGUCAAUCAAAAUAGGAAAAAAAAAACGCGCCUGGUCCUUCUCCGUCCGCAGCCCGCCCGCGAUUAUUACACAACCGCCAUGUUAGGAGUCUAACCCACCCCCAGCGCGGCCCGCAGCCCUCACCGGGGGGACGAUCCUUUUUUUUUUUUUUUGGAGGAUUAUUUCGGGUGUUUCUGUUGAGGGGGGGUAGAUCCUGCCACACACACAAUGACCGGUAGGUAUCCCGCUCUGUCUCCCGCGCUCCCUCCCAUCCCCCGCUCCCCGGCGGCCGGGCCCCCGCUCACUGACACCGUGUGAGAGGAACCCCGCCAGGCUGCAGUAAUGGCGCUCCCCGCUUCCUCCCAGCCCCCUGUCACCGUGUUUCUUUGUCCGCAGCUCCCGAGCAGCCGGUAAAGAGAGAGGAGAUGUCGGCGCUGGAGGUGGACGGUCAGAGCGAGUACCUGCAGCACGGCGGCGGCAACAACGGCAGCGGCGACGACAGCGACCAAGGCGGCGGCGGCGGACAGGUAAGAGAGGCAGGCCGCAGGGCCUAGUCACCGCCAGGCCUCGCUCUCCCCCUCCCCCAGCAGGCCUGAGCGCGGCUCCCUCGCACCCCAGCGGGCGGACAGGCAGGGCACCGGGAGCCGGGCAUCACAAAAACACACAAAAUAAGCCACACAAGACCCGUACUUCCUGUGUCGGCUUCGGACUAACGGCCACCCACUUCUCUCCGUGUGAACCCGCCCAUUGUGGGUAGGACGCUGGAGCCGUCACCGCUCGCUCGGGCUGGCAUCUACCUGCGGCGGGACCGGCGGCCGAGGAGGAGGGUGGUGAUGGAGCGGGAGCGGUAAGUGAUGAGCCCAAGGCUGGAGUGCAGACAGCCCCCCUAGGGGAGGGAGGAUAGGACAUAUGUCCUCCUGAACCCCCCACCUCCUUCGCUCACCCUCCCACUGCUCCUCCUCCCUGGUGACCGGAGCUAGAGGGGGUCACCCUUUCCCUGAGCAUCUCUGUGGGUUUAGAAAUGGAGAGGGUGACCCCCGUCAUGCUGCCCAUGUCCGGCUCCCUGAUAGUGGCUGUACCUGCCUGCUGGGGUGUGUGGGAAGGUCGUGUUUCAUUUACAGACAAGUGAGGUUUAUGGUUAUUAUCUGCAGGGUUAUGUGUUUUCUAAUCAACGUCUCCCAUUUUUGCCUUGUGUUCUCCAGACUAACAUUUGGCACUGCAUAGUGAUGCUUAGUUGGCAGAGCAUCUUGGGAAAUUGAGUUCACAGCAUAUGUAUAUCCACGUCUAACCUAGAUCAUCCCUUGUAUCCACUAGGGAUUUCCUACAUGCUUCUGUGCGUUCCUGGUAGAAAGUGACCUUGGAGUCACUGAUAAGUCUCCUGGGAAUAAGCAUCUUACCUGCCAUGGUGCUUGCAUCCCUUAUUUUUUGUAACCUCCAUUCUCUAUCUCCACUUAUGUUAACAGAAGGGAUUUUGUAAAGAAGAAAUAUAGCCUUAAUUAUAAACAGAAUGCAAGGUACUUUGACUGAGACAUUGCCAGUCUUCUCAGCAGUACCACUGAUUUAAACCCUGUGCUUCCUCUGGGUCAUUGCAGUAUUCAUUAUUUCUGUUUAUGUUCUCAACGUGCAUUGGUUGAACAGUUCUUGUCUCUUGCCUGCAGCAUCGAGCAUAUUUUACUUGACAGCUAUCCCUUGAGCAAGGUUUGCUGAGGCUGAAUGGCAGGGACAAUGUUCCUGUUCCAAUAAUGCUAUUAAAGUGAUAUUUCCCAUGUAAGGUAUUAAGUUGCAAAGGGUACAUAUUUGUCUGAAGUAGCAUGGUUGUCCAUUCUAAAUGUUAGCCACGUUGUUAGUUUUAUUUCAAUUUUUUUUUUUUUUUUUUUGAGGUGUAGAACAUUGCAUGUUUUGCUCAAAUAUUGCACGUUUAGUUCUGAUACCUAUGGUAGAUAUUCCUUGUAAGCUACUUUGUUUUCCAAGUAACAAUGGCUUUAAACAGAUUCUAAUUGUAUUUCUAGUUUGCUUUGCAAUGCUACACGGCAACCUGCAAGUUUAUAUACACAACUAUAAAAAAAAAAAAAAGGAAAUUUCACUUUGAUUUCCCAAAAAUUCACACUGAAUAACCACUGCUGGUAAUAAAAUCCAUCAGUUUGUGAUUUUAUGGGUAAUAGGAGUGACUACAUUAGGCCUGUUUCUGUUCUGCAAGUUGUGUCCUUAAGGGGUUAAAUAUUUGUAAUGUUAGUGUUCUUUCUAAUAGUUUUAGGUUAAGCCCAUGCUUUGUAAGUGUGUAUAAAAAAAGUCCUAAAAAUGUAUCAUAAAUCCAAAUGGUCUCCCCUCUGCAACCUGACCUUUCACAUUCCUCUUUGAGAUAAUGAUGAUCUGUAGUCCAAUCCAGUGCUUCUCCUAGAGAACCAUAGAGGAGCUACAGUGCCACUAACGACAACUAAAACAUUUUCAACCAAAUGUAAACAUUGUUGUUUACCUGAAAAAGUUUUAAAUUGUCCCACAAAAUCACUACAUUAAGAGGCAAUGGGUUUUGGUAUUUUCAGUUUUGCUUUAAAACAGACCUGCACAACUUGGCAGCAGAUAGGUUUUUAGUUCCUCACUUUCCAAGUAAAGGUUAAAAAAAAAAUAGGUGCUCGCACACACUCACAUGCAGGUCAAAUUAUACACUUUUAGAGCCACCCUCCAGUUUCCUACCUUUUGAGGGUUAUGGAGGAUGUAUUUGCUGGUGUCCAGUCUGCAGGCUGAGCAUGUUGAGUUAGGGACUGGUUCUUGCUGUCUGCACCCCGCCUCUCCUGCCUGCUCCUCUGCUGUGGCUCUCCCCUGGCCUGACACCUCCCCACUCCUGCGCAGCUCCUCUCUCUGGGAGGAAGUGAUAUGCUGUCACUUCCUCCAAUGCUGCCAAUAAGCAAAGAGCUUGGUUGUGCUGGUAAAGGACAGCAUGACACCGACUGGGCCCCUGCUUACACUUGCCCACCAGGUAGCACCAAAUACCCCCUUAGUAUGUGACCCAUUUUUUGCGGGUCACAUGUUGUUCAGGUCUGCUUUAAGUUGAGGAUGGUGUGUAAUUCUGGGGAAAGUUCCAUUACCAAUACAGCCAGCUGUAGUAAUUAUGCUGUCCGCAUGCCUCUGACUCUACACCCUGGUUAUAUGAGAAACUGUAUUCAACUGGUUUAAGAUAGAGUCCCCUGGGUGCCUGUGGACCUGGCCCUCUUUGGCAUUGCUGUUCUAGACGUUUAACUUUUAAUUAGUAAUAUAAAUUCUAUCCCUAUUUAGAUGGUGUUCAUUGGUUGAGAAGUGUUACUUCAAUAUGCUGUGUGAGCGGCCAUGCUGCUUUCUUAAAUUAUCCAAAAGUGUUAGAGCAAUCCUCAAUGUAUCUGUAGUGACCAUUUUAUAAAGCACAUUAGAUGACAAAAGCCUAAACUUGGAACUCUCCUAUAUUCAAAUUCAAAGAUGUUAACAUUUGACUUGGACAGCCACUAGAGGCACUUCCUCCUUGAAUGCCUUCAAAUUUUAUUUAUUGGUUUAUUUUGCAUCAUGAAGCCAAGCACAGUUGAAGGAACCACUAGUGUUAUAAAUAUAUAUUUAUAUUCUUAAUGCUAUGAAGUUUCUUUUAAAAAGUGGUUAUUGUAAAAAGCGCUAAAAAGGCAUUCAAGAGGAGAAGGAAAAAUGGGUAAAAAGGAACUGUCUCCCUUGAAGUGAUAUAAAAGGUAAUAUAUCUUUAAAUAAAAGUGGUAUCCACCAAAUUUUAUAAAUGCUGCUACACACUAAAUGUUGUGACUCCAGAAAAGGAUACUUCAACACAGUGAAACAGAAUAUAAAAAUUAGAAAAUAAGUAGAGCGCCACAAAGCUUAAAAUUUAAAUACACCAUAAAAUAUAAAUAUAAAAAAUUAUUUUUGACUCUAUUUGUAGGCACCCCCUUCCAUGCAAAAAGAUGUUAAAUAAACAAAAAAGGAUUUACCUUUUCCCAGCACAAAGGCUCUCUCGCUUAUCCCUCCUCCCCCAGCGACAUCAGAGAGAAGGCAGGGCCUUCACUUUGAUGGUCCAAUACAGUGCUUCUCAUAAAGAAUGCUUGUGCAUUCAACCUUUCCCAUAGAAAAGCACUGAAUCAAUGCUUUCCUCUGGGACUGCUGCAUCAUGUGACCGUUUUAUUUGGUCUGUGCAGCAGAAGCUGACAGUCAUUACAUGAGGGCUUAACUCAGCAGUGUAAGCAUUGGAGUAAAAAAAACCCCCCAAAAACUGGGAUCGUGCACCCAGAGAAAUUCACUGAGAUUAAGUUGUCUGAGCAACUAUAGAGUUCCUUUAAAUCUACUCAGUGUAAGUUUUCUCUAUGAUUACAAUCCUAUAGUUGCAGUGUGGCAAUUGCUGCACGUGCACAGUAGGACCGUCAAUGCUUCUUUAUGGAGUAGGAUUGGGUUGACCUAAUAUCUCAGAGUAAGGAAGAGCAGCAGCUGUCAUGAGACCAGGAUUCCUCUAGAUGAGAGGUGAACUUGUCUUUAAUUUUUUUAAUUUGUGAAGGGAUGGCCCAGUAAUCUAAAGCCAACAGGAACAUUCUGUUAUAAAAGCACAUGUGUAUUAAUGAUGUUAGUGUUCCUUUAAUGGAACACUCAAAGCUCCUUAAAGGACCACUCUAGGCACCCAGACCACUUCAGCUUAAUGAAGUGGUCUGGGUACCAGGUCCUUCUAGGGUUAACCCAUUUUUUCAUAAACAUAGCAGUUUCAGAGAAACUGCUAUGUUUGUGAAUGGGUUAAGCCUUCCCCUAUUUCCUCUAGUGGCUGUCUCAUUGACAGCCACUAGAGGCGCUUGCGUGCGUCUCACUGUGAUUUUCACAGUGAGAGCACGCCAGCGUCCAUAGGAAAGCAUUAUGAAUACUUUCCUGUGUGACCGGCUGAAUGCGCGCGCAGCUCUUGCCGCGCGUGCGCAUUCAGCCGCAUGGGAGGAGAAGAGGAGAGCUCCCUGCCCAGCGCUGGAAAAAGGUGUUUUUACCCCUUCCCCCUUCCAGAGCCGGGCGGGAGGGUGACCCUGAGGGUGGGGGCACCCUCAGGGCACUAUAGUGCCAGGAAAACAAGUGUGUUUUCCUGGCACUAUAGUGGUCCUUUAACCACUACAGCAAACAGGCGUGCCCUGCCCCCCUUCCUCCCUAAAAAGAUAUUCCCUGCAAACAUGUCUAGCAUAUGUUAAAAAAACAAAAACCUGGGGAUGAAAUAUAGAUUACACACGUGCAUGCAUGUGCAAUUUUUUAAAUAUCGGCUUGUCCAAGGCAAUAAAGUGGUAGCCAAUCUACUUGUCCUGACAAAAUACAAUUUAGAUUAAGGCCCUUGCCUAGAGCCUUGGGUGUUGACAGGAUUAUUCAAUAAACUUUCUGAAUUUUAAUGCAUCAGAAUGGAAAAACGGAGGCAUAAAAGCUGAUCUGUUACAACUCUGCUUUAGUCAAACUUUUAUUUGCAUUUUGUUACAGCUAUAAUCUGGAUGAGAGGUGUAUGUGUUACAGAGCAACAUGCAUCAUUAUACAUGCCCAUUGCAAAGGAUUUUGUGGUGGUGUAUUUCGUAGAAAGGAUGGGGAGCAUAAUUUGGUAUUACAAGUGUAACAGGAAAAUAAACUUGAGGUAAACAAAUAUGAGAUUACUCAAGACUCCUGCACAGCAAAGUAAAAUCUUGUAAUAGAGAAAGUAAUAUGCAAGAUUAGAUUUAUAGAACAUGUACUUUCAGAAGAUUACUACCAAAGGCAUAUCUGAGAGGACCACAAAAGUCUCCCAGACCACUUAAUCUCAAUAUAGUGUCCCUGUAGUCUUAACCCUGCAAUGUAAAAAACACAGUUCUGUAGAAACUGCAGUGUUUACAUUGCAGGGAUAAACACACUUUUAGUGGCUAUCUUCCAGACAGCCAUUAGAGCUGCAACGCCAGAGUUUCACUCGGUGAUGUGGUGAUCAACGUCAUCAACUGCAGCUCAAAGGAAAGCAAUAGAUUAAGUGCUUCCUUGUGAAAAGCAUAUGGACGUGCACAGUGUCUCCUCUACUGUGUCUCUAUUCUAUUGUUAUAUGAGAAUUGUUUAGUAGUGCUGCAAAACAAAAUAUUAAAUUUACAUAACACAAUAAAAUGGACUAUAAUGCACAACCAUUUAUGAAAUGGAAACAAAGUCAAGAAAAUGUCUAACUGAAGUUAGUCCAGAUGGUCCUUAUGGUUUCUGUGCUUAAAGUUAUAGGAACAUCUAGUCUAGGGGUCCUCAAACUUUUUAAACAUGGGGCCAGUUCACGGUCCCUCAGACACUGCUGGGGGCCCGGACUAUAGUUUUACAAUUUUUUAUUUAUUUAUUUUUUUAAAACAAAUUCCUAUACAUAGUGAAACAGACACAUAGACAUAUAGAUACACACAUACAGACACAUACAUACAUAAUACAUACAUACAGAUAGACAUACAUGCAUACUGACAUACAUGCAUACAUAUUGAAAUACACAUACAGACAUACAUGCAUACUGACAUACAUGCAUACAUAUUGAAAUACACAUACAGACAUACAUGCAUACUGACAUACAUGCAUACAUAUUGAAAUACACAUACAGACAUACAUGCAUACUGACAUACAUGCAUACAUAUUGAAAUACACAUACAGACAUACAUGCAUACUGACAUACAUGCAUACAUAUUGAAAUACACAUACAGACAUACAUGCAUACAGACAUACAUGCAUACAUAUUGAAAUACACAUACAGACAUACAUGCAUACAGACAUACAUGCAUACAUAUUGAAAUACACAUACAGACAUACAUGCAUACAGACAUACAUGCAUACAUAUUGAAAUACACAUACAGACAUACAUGCAUACUGACAUACAUGCAUACAUAUUGAAAUACACAUACAGACAUACAUGCAUACUGACAUACAUGCAUACAUAUUGAAAUACACAUACAGACAUACAUGCAUACUGACAUACAUGCAUACAUAUUGAAAUACACAUACAGACAUACAUGCAUACAGACAUACAUGCAUACUGACAUACAUGCAUACUGACAUACAUGCAUACAUAUUGAAAUACACAUACUGACGUACAUGCAUACAUAUUGAAAUACACAUACAGACAUACAUGCAUACAUAUUGAAAUACACAUCCUGACAUACAUGCAUACUGACAUGCAUGCAUACAUAUUGAAACACACACACUGACACACACACAGACACACACACACACACACACACUGACACACACACUGACACACACUGACACACACACACUGACACACACACACACUGACACACACACACUGACACACACACACACACACUGACACACACACACACACACACACACACACCGACACACACACACACUGACACACACACACACUGACACACACACACACACACUGACACACACACACACACACUGACACACACACACACACACUGACACACACACACACACACUGACACAAAUACACACACAGAUACAUAGUGACACAAAUCCAUACUGACCUGUAUGCAUACAUAUUCAUACACAGAAAUAAUUUCUUACUUUUUUUGCAGUAGGAUGGCUGUGGCUGAUGGGAGUCAGCGUGGCUCUUCCGUCCUCGCGGCCUGUCUCUAUUCCCUCCCGCGCAGAGGGAGCUGGGAGGAAGUGACGGCCACUUCCUCCCAGCACUACUUUGCGGCUGCACAUUUUUAAAGGGGCCCGGUCGCGCUCUUGCACGGCCGCAGCACUGACCGGGCUCCUGAACAUAUAGGGCCCAUUGGGUGGCCCUGAGUGCUUGGCCUGGGUUUAGGACACUGGCGGGCCGUAGUUUGAGGACCCCUGAUCUAGUCCCGUCUGGUUAUGCUUUUUGUGUUAAAAUGUUGAGACUUCUGGAGAAUCCUAAGCUGGCAAAUAUUUUAAUGUACAGUCUAAUUUUCAUCUAUGAAUGUUGAGUCCAGAUCUGAAGUAUGACCACACUCUUAGAUGCUGGAUCUGAUGCCCUUUUACCACUGUCCCAAUAAGGCGAUAAUUUAAAUCAGACCACUGAUGUUUGAUAGGAUUCUUGCUAUUCACUGGAAUAGUGCAUUAAUGAGUAUCAAGUGUUUUGAAUUAAUCAAAUUACUUUUAAUUUACACCCCAACAAAUCGAUCAUACAGGCUUUACAUGUUAAGUCUUAUUAAAUGGGUUACCCCUGACAGAUCAUUUUGCUUGCGUGUAGCUUAACGGGCAUUUGAUUAGUUCAAACCACUUGAAACACAUUGCUGCAUAUGUCUACUUUUCAAAUCCAAAAGCUGCUUACUACAAUUAUGUACAGUUCACAAAAGGGAAAGGCUGUUCCUGUAAUGUUCAUUUGGUGCACUCUAAUGGAAUUAGUGUUUUUCAAUUUAGAUGAUUGGGUUCCCCCUGAAGUAAGCAAAUAUGGUUCAAAGGAACACUAUAGGGUCAGGGACACAAACAUGUAAACUACCAUCUAGCCCUCCCCCCCCCAGGCCCCUUAUGCCUCUAUAAAUAUAGCAAAAUCUUUCUUAUAUUCAAGCCUGAAGCUGUAGCUCUGCAUGCUGUUUGCCUCAGAAAAAACAAGCUGUCUGCUGACAUAAUCCUAAAUGGUGGCCUUGUCCAAUCACAGUGCUUCCCCAUAGGAUUGGCUGAGACAGACAAGGAGGCAGAUCAGGGGCAGAGCCAGCACAAUUCGAACACAGCCCUGGCCAAUCAGCAUCUCCUCAUAAAGAUGAAUAAAUGAAUCUCUAUGUGGAAAGUUCAGUGUCUACAUGCAGAGAGAGGAGACACUGAAUGUUUGGAUGCAUGUUAGGCAACCAUCACCCAGGAAUGAUCUCUAACCUCUAUCUGAAGAGUGGCCAGUGAAGUUAUCACUAGGAUGUAAUGUAAACACUGCAUUUUCUCUGAAAAGACAGUGUUUACAGCAAAAAGAGUGCGGGUAAUAAUUCUACUCACCAGAACAGAUUCCAUAAGCAAUCCAAUGCUUUCCCCAUGGGUAUUGGAUUGGCCAAUCAAUGCACCUCUAUGAGGAAAAUUCAGCGCCCCCAUGCAGAGCGUGGAGACGCUGAACGGCACUGCUCCCUACUGUGCAGCACUGAGCCAGGAAGCACCUCCAGGGGCCAUCUGAGGAGUGGCCACUUGGAGGUGUCCCUAGGGGCAAUGUAAACACUGCCUUUCCUUUGAAAAUGCCUGAGGGCAAUGAUUAUACUCACAUGAACAACUACAUUAAGUUGUAGUUGUUCUGGUGACUAUAGUGUCCCUUUAAAGCAGGGCUUGACCAUUGUACUUUUAAUCUAAAAGCCACCUAAAAAGAGCAAAGGUGUUUUUUGUUUUUUUUUUGGUUUUUUUUUUCUAACAAAGCUUUAUUUUCAAUGACAGAAAUACAAUUCUUAAAGUCGCACUAUAGUUAACACAACCACUACAGAUUAAUUUAGUGGUUCUGGUGUCUAUAGCCUGUCCCUGUGGGCUUUUCAAUGUUAACACUGCCUUUUCAGAGAAAAAGCAGUGUUUACAUUACAGCCUAGUAACACCUAAUUGCAGUCACUCAGACUGCCACUAGAGGUGAUUCUUAGUCCAGUGCUGCACAGUGUGCAGUACUGAUGUUAAGCAUCUCCACGCACUGUAAGGAGACGGUGAAUGUUCCCCUUACAGAUUCAUUGACUCAUUCUCAAUGAGGAGGUGCUGAUUGGCGCAGCAUGGCAUUUUGCCGCGCAUGCUCAUUAGCCUUCUGUUGCUUUCCUAUGGGAAAGCAUUGCAUUAGCCAAGAUCAAGAUUGAUAAUCUCUGCCGUGGAGGCGAGGCCAGCCGCGACAAGACCGACAUAACGUCGGAGUGGUAAAAAAGAUAAGUAAAAACAGCUUUCCCAUGCGAUCAGAGGGAGCGGUGAUCUAAGCACAGACACAGUGACACAGUGGGGUCCAAUUAAGCUGAUCUGCUCCUGUCAUCAUUUUGCUCUUCUUGUCCUGCUCCUUUACGUGCUGUUUACUAAUGCCAGGAGACGAAUGAAGUCAUAAUCCAGCUCCCAGCAUCGCAAAGGCGUGUGAGGAAGCAGAGCACGAAGAACUUGAAUAUUGCAGCUCCCUUGACGUUGCCAUUCUCCCUCAGCUGGCUGCCUAUGAGGGAACAGGUUGGCAUAUUUUGUCCAAAUAGCCAGGACAAAAUUAGAGGUGAUCAGGCACCUAGAAUUUGUCAAACACUGACUUAGAUGGUUCCUUGAACAUCUUGCGGGGUGGAAUUUAAAGCAGCUCUGUUAUGAAAAAAUAUAUUCUAUCUAAUCUGCUUCUACAAAGGUCUCGCAUAUAUAGCGGUCAACACACUGUGACAAAGGGCAGAUCUUUUUCAGUUGCCAAUCAAUUUUUUUUUUCCUUAUUUCAUAAGUAAAAUCAAUUCCAAAGAAGGCCAAACAGCAGACGGGAAAAAUUAAUUGGGAACUCCUGACAGACAAUUGAAAGAAAAGUAUGGAGACGAAUCCUCCACUUGUAUGCUCUACUGUGACUCCUAUUCUGUCCAUUCUUACUCAUUGAGGAGAGCCCUCACAUGACCACUAAAGGCAUGCAGACCAGCGGACUGGUUGCAGUGGCCUUUUAGUUUCAGCCCUGCAAUCUAAAACAUUGUCAUUUUAGUAGAUACAACAAUGUUAUGAUUGCAGGAUUAACACAACUGCCACUAGAGGCGUUUCCUCUGUGAAAACUUACGGUCUUGAUUCUCAAUCAAAUGCUGAUCCUAGAGAACAUUUGCGCCUUCUAAUGCUGCCAAUCACAGACAGGCUACUGUGGAGGCAGGGAAUGGCGCCCAGGGGACCCAAGGUAAGUCUAUAAACCAUGCUGAAAUGUUUUUACUAGUUACGGUGAGGGGUGUGUAAGAGUACUUUUAGCACCAUAAACACUGUUCAUUUAAGGUUGUUGUUUUUUUUUUUUUUUUUUUUUUUUUUUUUUUUUUUUUUUUUUUUUUUUUUAUAUUAUACAUCUAUAAUUACAACAGAACUCAAUUAUAGAAGCCCAAUCUUUACUGGUUAUUAUAGAAAAAUAACCAUAUCUGUAAUGAAUUAUGCAUUGAACAUUCAUUAACCAAGACAUAGGUGGGUAGGUGGAAUAUCAGUAUUUGUAAUUAUAGUAUGUGGCUGCUGGAACUUCCCAAAAACCAGUGUCUCUUCUUUUCUGGUGAUACGAUUUGGUAUAAACGAUAGGGUCAGGGAGCAGUGCCUGUGAUGGUAUUCCCACGCUCAAAGCGAUAUGGGAAGAGAAGGAAAAUAUACAAAUAUAGUGUAGUAUGUUUGGAUCUCUGGUAAUAAUAAACGGAUGCCCAAGGACCGUGAACAUAUCCACAGACUGGGAUUAUACCAUCCAUGCGCAAAUAUCUGAAGCGGAGUAUAAGCUCCAGAAAAUUGUAAGUGCAAUUCUUUUCCCUCCAUUGUUAUUACCAGAGAUCCAAACAUACUACACUAUAUUUGUCUUUUCCUUUCUCUUCCCCAUAUUACUUUGAGCGUGGGAAUACCAUCACAGACACUGCCCCUAACACAAUCGUUUUAUUAACCAAAACCUAUUCAUUUUGCUCCUUUGAGAACUGUUAGUGUAUAUUGCGCACAAUAUCCAUGGUUAUACAAGAAGUGCUUGAAGAUUACAGCAGCCCUACUUGAAUCCAGGGAAAGCUGAUCCACUCCAACUCCCCCAAAGGUAGGCAGGCUGGGUGGACAUAAAGCAAAAAAAUAAUAAUCCUAAUUUGUGAGUGUAUCUGUUUGAUCGUGUUUGUCAGUGUGUGUCAAUUCAGUGAAUGUGUGUGUUUAGCCAAUAGGUCGUUCUCAGAUCAUAUGGGGAAGGUGUUUUUACUCACCUUUUUUCCCCACGCCGUGCUGGUCUCACCUUGGCCUGCUCUGCUUCCAUGGCGAAGAGAAUCAAUCUUAAUUAUCUUAGCCAUGCCAUUGCUUAAUGCCUAGCAACACCCCUAGUGGCAGUCACUCAUGGUCAAGAAACGAGACCAUGUGAGAACACCGUUAUCUAACUUUCAAAUAACAAUAGUAGAAUGAAUGUUUAAUAUUUUCUUCAGCCCAGUGAGAUUGCAAUUCUAAAUGGUCUACUAUAAAUAUCUGUGCCAAGUGAACCUGGUCAAAAACAAAUAUGAACUUGAUGAUCAUCCACCAAACAACGUGAAAAUGUGAGAAAUUCCAGACUGGUCAAUAAAGAACAGUAGAAAUAGAUCAUUAGUAUGUAUAAUAUGUUUCAUAUAUUUUACUAUGAACAUCAAGGACCUUUUGCAAGAAUCGCUACAGAUAGUAUUAAAUAGGUCUUUCUAGAAUGGUCAUGGGUAUUAUUGCACAACUGUAACAUAUGGUCUUAUGCUAGUUUAUAUUGAUUAUAUAACUUUUCUGGUUACUACACAUGCCCUCCAUGGACAUUUCUCCAUUUUAUACAUACAUUUUAGUUUGGCAAAUGACUGAGCCAUUUGGGUCAAGUGUGGCUGAAUCAUGUGUCCUGGGCGAGUUUGCACAUAUUUUGCUUUUCAGAUGAUUUACUGAAUCCUCUCACAGAGAAAUUUGAUUAUACAACAUGCAGUGUUCUAGUAGUUUUGGACUACACCUCCCAUGAUGUUUUGCCAGUAUUAUGGGUGUAAGAGCAUUAUGGGGGAUGAAGUCCGCAACAUAUGGAGUGCCGAAGGUUACCUACCCCUGAUCACUAGUUCUUGUAUGUUGUUAUAGUCUUUAAUGUUUGCAGUCAGAUGAAGAUUUCAUAUUUUGAAUAAAAACUAUUAACUAUUAUUAGUUUAACAGGUAUAUCUGAACUGAUUGUUAAAUACCAGUAGAAAUACAUGGGUAAUGAUGGAAUGAGAAAUGGUGAUCUAUCUCCAGUUUAAUAGAAGUGCAAUUUAAAUUAUAAAGGUGUUAACUGUUUGUACGUAGGUUUGCAGAAUAACAAUGGAAUUAAAAGGUUACUCCAACCAUCAUAACCACUGCAGCCUACUGUUUACAACGGCUUGCUCUGGGUCUCCACUGGUUUGCCCGCUUAUCAUACCUGGGUCACCACUGGGUGACAGAUGUCUUGUGCAGCAGAACUAGGACUUUUUGCUUCAGAAGCCAGAUUCCAAUCCUGACACUUAUUGUUGGCUUAAAGCAGUGGUUCCCAGCCCAGUCCUCAAGUACACCCUAACAGUCAAGGAAUUAGGGAUUACCCUGUUGUGUCUAAGGUAUUUUUUAGAAAAAGAGAAAAAAAACAGUAAUCCCUAAAUUCUGGACUGGUAGGGAGUACUUGAAGACUGGCUUGGGAACCCUAACUUGGUGUUGGCUGGUCGCUCUCAAGCAAUGAAUGACAUUCUUUGCCUAGAAAAAUGUACCUAAUUUACAUCAGCCACCCCCGAAUUCUUGUUCCGGCUUCCUAACGAUGCCCCAAUGAAUUGCCGGAGGUAGAGUUACACCUCCGGCAAUAAAGGAGGUUAAGCUCUGUUUGUGCUGCGUUUUAAUAGUCAAGCUGAAUACAAUCAGUUAUUGUUAAGGAACCAUUAGAAAUUUUACUGCUGAUAUGAACCAAAAAAGGGACACGGCAAAAACAGAUGUAAGGGUACACCCAACAGCCUAAGUGUGCAUCCCCGAUAUCCUGUGGGGCAAGAUGGUCCGCUCCUACUCCUCCACGUUCUUGAUGGUGGUCCUCAAAGUAAGACUUCAAAAAUAACUUAAAUAACAUAUAGAACCUUUAUAAGUUUGCAGAUGUAACGGAUAAUACAAAUAUAAUCUGCAUUAUUGAUCUUAACAGCAUUAACUUUUAAACCAGUGGUUUUUUUUUGGAUCCCACCCAAGUCUUACUUUGUCUACUGCCAAGUACCUGGAGAGGAGUUGGAAUGGACCAUCUGGCCCCUCAGGAUAUUGAGGGAGGCACAGUGAGGCUGGUGUGUGUGCAUCCAUAUCUUAAUUUUUGCUGGAUAACCCUUGUCUUUGGUGUGUAUUUGUACACAUUGCCCAGAAGUCCUUAUAUUAUACAAUCAGCCACAUUUGUUUUCACUAGAUCUAGAAGUUAAAGGAACAUCGUAGGCACCCAGACCACUUCAGCUCAUUGAAAUGGUCUGGGUGCAGUGUCCCAUGUCCCUUAACCCUACAGUGAUUAUUGCAGUUUUUGACAAACUGCAAUAAUUACCUCUUAGGGUUAACUCUUCCUCUACCAGACAGCCACUAGAGGUGCUUAGACAACUUUUGGUAGUCUAAACGAAGCUGGACGUGCUCACGCUAUGUUUGAGGACUUCCAGCGCCACUGUAAUCCCUAUAUGAAAACAUUGAUUAAUUCUUUCCUAUGGUUAAAUCCUAAAAUCCCCCGCCGGGUGACGAGCUUGGGCGGAGCCUGACCCAGUGCCAAGGGACAUUGGCUCUGGUUUCAGGUAAGUGACUGAAAGUUUUAACCGCUUCAGCACCGCAGGAGGAAGGGGGCCCUGCAGGAGUCUAUAGUACCAGAAAAACGGGUUUGUUUUCCUGGCACUAUAGAAUCACUUUAAGAUUCCCCGAUUUCCUAACACUAAGGUUAGGUUGUGAAUCUUUGUGAGAAACAGUCUUUUUAGUGUUUAAAAUGCCUAGAAUCGUUUGGUGCCUUUCCUCCUUUCAGUGUUGAAGCAUUUUUGAAUAGUUUUUAAUGCUAAAUGAGUCCCCAGCAUACCAGCCCACUUGUACUGCUUGUGUUAAUGAAGGACUAACCCUAACAGUAAUGGGUGGCAGUUGUUUGGCUGAGAGUAGUCUAUCACCCCCACCCAUUGUUGGUAUGGCCGAGGAUUUGUCCAUUCUCUGUCUUAGCCAGUGGGUGCUGGGCUGUAGAUGGCCAGAGAGACUAUUUCACUUUUAAAAACAGGUUAACAUUGAAUGGAGGGAUAGGGCAAGGGAACUCUAUGGCACUAUAACCAUUUUCAAUUAAAUGUUUAUUGUGCCUAGUGUGUCCUUUUAAUCAGAGUAUGAGUGUUCAACUCCAAGAACCUUGAACUACACAUGAGUUAGAUGUUGCCAAGAACAGGCAGGUGAAUAUAGUGCCAGGAAUACAGCUUUGUAUGCCUGGCACAAAUAGUAUCCCUUUAAAGGAACUAUAGGCACCCAGACCACUUUAUCUCAUUGCAUUUGAGUCCAUAUUUAAGUAUUCUCCACUGAAAUGAAUUGGGGAACAACCAUUUAGAUAUGUACACCACUCUGAACUGCACAUCUUUUGCAAAGGGCACAUAGCAUGUCUGCCAGCUCUUUUUUUUUUUUUGUCCCAGGUGACAGAAGGGAGACCUAGGGAUUCUUCCCAGCACACACCUAGUAACAGGAUGUAUAUGUGCAUCAUAAUUGUACAUUCUAAUGCAGGGCUUGACAAAUUUACUUUGCAUCUAGGAGCCAGCUAACAAAGCUUUAUUUUCAGUGACAAAAUAACAAUCUUAAAGGGGCACUAUAGUCAGCACACCCACUGCAGCUUAAUGUAGUGGUUCUUGUGUCUACAGCCUGUCCUUGUAGACUUUUCAAUGUAAACCCUGCCUUUUCAGUAAAAAAAGCAGUGUUUACCCUGCUGCAUAGUAACACAGUGUGCAGCACCUACAUUCAGCGUGUGGAAGCACUGAACUUUCCCCAUAGACAUGCUUUGGUUCAAGGAUGAGGACCUGCUGAUUGGAAAAUAUUGGAUUGACUAAGAUCAUCAAGAUUGAUUAUCUAAGCUGUGGAGGUGGGGCCAGCCGUGGUGAGAGCAGUUCGGUGUGAGUAAAAACACCUAAUUAUUGUUCCAUUAAAUUUACACAUAAAGAGAACUAUAACCAAACAUUGUGGGCAUUUAAAGGAGGUGAGACUUACAGUGUGAGCUGACAGAAGAGCUGCACGGAGGAGAAGGGAGCUGCAGGAAGGUAAGUAACCGCUCACUGUCAGCCCCUAACAGGACCGCCGGGCUGUAAAUUGCCAUAAUACAGACAUUAACUCGAGUAUAAGUCGAGUGGGGGUUUUUCAGCACAAAAAAUGUGCCGAAAAACUCGACUUAUACUCGAGUAUAUACGGUAGGUGUGCUUCUGUGUGUAGAUUUGGUGGUUGUGUAUAAUUUUAAUACAGUGAUGUGUGUAGUAUUGGUGUUUAAGUGUUUGCAUAUAAUUUUAGAGUUGGAGUUCAGGGGUGUCUUUGUAUGUUUGUGUUUGCUGGAAUAUCUGCAUAUACACACUUACAGAUAGAGGUGUAUGUCUGUAUUUUAUUUUAAAUUCCAGAUACUACUUACCUUUGUUCCAUCAUCACAAUGAUUAGAAUUUGAGGAAAUUGCACAAAUACAACACCUGUCCUUGGCGCUGUCUGGCAUGGUUGAUCUUGCUUGAAUACACUUUCUCACGCAGGGCAAUUCUACCCAUGACAUCCAAACAAUGGCCUAAUUAUGUUUCUGUGCUCCUUUGCCAGUGUUUGAAGUGCUAUUUAGAUGAGUAACUACAACCCAUUGACUGUAGUUGCUGUGCCAGACACACACCCUGUAGGAAAGUCCUCUCACUGUGCUCUUACUCAUUAAUUGACUGGCAAGGGGAGGGGCAUAUUUAAAAUACAUAUUUUUAGAAAAUAUCUGAUAGCACAAUGUAUAGCGUUUGUUUUUUUUUUUAAAUGCUCUUUCAAAUGUGUAUAACACACAACCGCUACACUUUAAAUGUGGUGAAACCCUCCUUUGCUAAUUUUUUGAGGCUCAACAGAUGUCUUUGCUGCCAAAGAAAACACUAUAAAAAUAGUCAGGCAGUGGUGUUGCAAAAAUCAAAUCACAUACUAAUGUAAUUGGUUUGAAAACCAGAACAUUGAAGUGUGGUAUUUACACAGUAGAUGUGUAACCGCUAGCAGCCCUUGAAUUUCUGAGUAAUGCCUUGCUUACUAGUGUUGGCUACAAAUGUUAAAGGCACAUUAUAGUCACCAGAACAACUACAGCUUAUUGUAUUUGUUCUGGUGAGAAUAAUUAUUCAAUGCAGGCUUUUUGCAGUAACCACUGUUUUUAGAGAAAAUGCAAUGUUUACAUUACAGUUUAGGGAUACACUGGCCACUCCUCAUAUGGCUGCUAGAGGUGAUUGCAGGAGCAGUGCUGCACACUGUGCAGCAUUGCCAUUCAGUGUUUCCACCCUCUGUAUGGAGACACUGAACUUUAAUCAUAGAAAUGCAUUGAUUCAAUACAGCUUUGAGGAGAUGCGUAUUACCCAGGGCUGUGUUUGACUUGUGCUGGCUCUGCCCAUAUACUGCCUCCUUGACAGUCUCAGCCAAUUCAAUGCUUUCCUAUAUAAAAGCAUCGUGAUUGGCUUUGAAUAAAAUUUCUGAUGUCAGCCAAGCAGGUAGAUCAGAGGCAGAGCCAGCAGAAGCAGACUGGAAUAAAAGUAAGAUUUUGCUAUAUUUGGGUGGGGGUAGGGGAGGAGGAAAAAACUCUAUGGGAAUGGGGGGAGGAAAGAAUGUUAUGGGACGGGAAAGGUUCCUACCGCACGUAUUUACACACAAACACACUGCAUCCACUACACAAACACACACACAAAUAUUCUUGAAAACAUUAACAAAAAUUAACAAAAAUCUGACUGACAUGUAUAUUUUGUGCAUUUACCACUUAAGAAAAAAAAAAAAAAUUGCAAAAAAAAAAUUAUCGGCAUCGGCUUUAAAAAAAUAAAAAUAUUAGUCGAUCCCUAGUUCAACACUAUAGGAUCAGGAAUAUGUGUGUUAGCUUGCUUUACUACAGCUUCUUCUAAAUACUUUUUUUUUUUUUUUUUUCCUCUCUCUCCGGAAACUGAGGGUACAAAUGCACCUAUGUAUAUAACCUGCAUCUUAGUGAGUUUGUAGAUCUAGUUGAAUUGUAGUUACUUAUUCUUAUUUAUAUAUACAUGGAUUUAGAGAUGCAAUAAAAUUGAUUUCUCACAUUCAAGAAAUCUGUGUUCUGUAUCUCAUUCUUUAUAUAUGUAUUUUCUUGAAGACUUUUUUUUUUUUUCUUUCUACAGACAGAAGAUUUGACAUCUGUGCAGAUCACUGGAGGCCCAAAUAGAUGGGAAGUAUUGACCCCAGCCCAGGCUGCUUUAAAGGAUGAAGCUGGGAACAUAGUACAAUUACCAGGUGGUGCUACAGUAACAUCAGGUGGACAGUAUGUGUUGCCCAUUCAGACCUUGCAAAAUCAACACCUAUUUUCUGUAGCACAAGGAGCAGAGGGUGCUAAUGGUAAUUUGUCCAAUGUCCAAUAUCAAGUGAUACCACAGCUCCAAACAAGUGAUGGUCAACAAGUCCAACUUGGCUUUGCCACAUCUGAUAAUGGAGGGUUAGAUCAAGAAUCAGGCCAGAUUCAGAUUAUUCCUGGAAACCAUUCCAGUCUUUUGUCAUCAAGUUCCAAUAUUUUAACACAGGCUGGUCAAAUUCAAGGUGUAACAAUUGGGGGUGGAUCUUAUGGGGGUCAGCAAGUUGUGACUAAUGUCCCUAUUGGACUUCCUGGUAAUAUCACCUUUGUUCCAAUCAAUAGUGUUGACUUAGAUUCAUUGGGUUUGUCUGGCAGCUCUGAAGGUAUGACCGCAGGUAUUACUGCAGAUGGACACUUAAUAAGUGAAGGCCAUGCCAUGGACAGCUCUGAUACUUCUGAAAGGACUGCCGAACAUGAGCACGUUUCUCCUGAUGCUGGUGAUAACAACUCUGAUACAGAUUUGUUUGUGCCAACAUCCUCUUCAUCUCGACUUCCUGUAACUAUAGAUAGUUCAGGAAUGCUUCAGCAAAGUGCAAACAGUAUGUCUGAUAGCCCGAGUGGGCAGGUGCAAACAUCUGAUCUUCAGGGAAAUUACAUCCAGGCUUCAUUAUCUGAUGACUCGCAGAGCAUUCAGGUCUCCACAUCGCAACAAAUGGUACAACAAAUACAGCUUCAAGAAAGCCAGCCUACCAGUCAAGCUCAGCUUGUGCAAAGUAUUGCACAACAGGCCAUACAAGCAGUUCAGGCUGGAAGUCAAACCAUAUCGUCUCAAGCUUUGCAGAACCUUCAGUUGCAACUUAACCCUGGAACUUUCCUAAUUCAAGCUCAAACAGUGACUCCUUCAGGCCAGAUUGCUUGGCAAACAUUUCAAGUUCAAGGUGUUCAGAACUUGCAAAACCUGCAGAUCCAGAAUUCCUCUCCUCAGCAAAUAACAUUGACACCUGUCCAGACACUUACACUUGGGCAAGUUGGAGGGGCAGGAACUAUAAGCACUGGUCAGUUGCCAAACCUACAGACUGUUACUGUAAACUCGGUUGAUGCAGCAGGCAUCCAUUUUCAGCAUGACACUGAUAGCCCAACAGGUUAGUUUACUUUUCUUUACUUUUUCCUCUGUCUAUGGCCUUAAAAUUGAUGAUGUAAAUGUUAUAAAAAAAAAUUUAUAUUACCUAUACUAUGUCACUCCAAACUCCUUAGUCACUACUUCUUAUAGUAAUGGUUAUUGUGCAAGACAUGGGUGAAAUCACUAAAUUUUUUUCUUAUCAAAUUAGUUUCUUGACACCUUAACCACAAAACACUGUGUAUGUGAUAUACACAGAGAAGUUAAAUGGUCACAGCUGGACCUUUGAAGUAUAUUUACUUGGAUGUUUUGUGUUGAGUCUUUGGAGCUUUCCUGAUUAAAGGAAUGCUCCAAGCACAAUAACUGCUACAGCAUACACCCCAAUGUGAGUAAUCAAGACUUGUGGUAACUGUUUGACUUCUUAACUGGGUUCUACAAGGUGCUGCACUGUGGCCAGUGGCUCAACUCAUUGGCUGAGAUGAUUAGCUGAUGCUCUGACACUGAUCUGGCCUUGCAUGGCAGAGCUUGACUCGGAUGAACUAGCAAAAGCUCCUUACCAGAAGAGAACUGGCAGGGAUUGGCGCGUGGUAAACUCCAGGUAAUAAGUCAAGCUGUUAUAAAACUGCUUAUAUUGGAAGACGCUCAGGGCACACCUGGUACUAUAACCACUACAGCACACUUUAGCUAUUAUUAUUAUUAUUAUUGGUUAUUAUUUAUAUAGCACCAGCUUAUUCCGCUUUACAAUAAGAGGGGAAUUUACCAAAUGAGACGAUAACAAAAUGUGACAGGAACAAUAGGUAGUUGAGGACCCUGCUCAAAUGAGCUUACAAUCUAGAGGAUGGUGCAUAGUGUUCCUUUAGUGCCAUUGCAAGCCUGCUUGGUACAUGAUAUAGGGUUGAAUUUUUACUUGCCAGAGGUCAAUUUCCACUUUCCAACUGCUUAUUGCGAGUGGCAAUUGUGAGCUCUGAUUUAGCAUAUCUAAAUUAACUCUAAAACUGUUUAUUGCAAAUUGCCAUUGUUUGAACCUAUGAUUUAGAAGAUUCUUUGUAAUCCAGUAUUAUGUCUAUAACCUGAGUGACGUAAAAGUAUAUUUUGUUACUCUUAUAAAGAUGGGUAAUUUCUUACAGUGCUCAAAAUAGUCUUGCAUACAAGUCUUGAUAUACUCAAGUCACUCUUGUUUUUUUUUCGUAGCCUGUACUUUUAUUGCAUAGUUGCAAUUUGACCGUUUUCAGUUAUCCACUCUCCUUGGUUCCAUGUUCUUUCCCAGCCCCCUUGUCUCCUGUAGUCUCUCUUUCCUUCCAUGCCAUUCAUAUCCUUUGUAAUAAAAACUCCCACUGCGCACACAUCUGCCUGCCCCACUUUAAUAUUCAAAUGUCAAUCUUCAUGACUUAAUUAAAUUUAUAUUUACCAAGUCUGUUUUCCUAUGCAUAUGUUGAAAACUGCUUUUGUCAAGCUCGGUGAAUACAGUACAGUUUAGUGUAAUUGUGCGAUUAAAGUUUUACUGUUUGCACAUUUCUGUAAAAUUAAAACAGAAUCCUACUUUAAACUAGUCAUAAUUGCAAGACUUGACAGGUAAUAUUUUAGAAGAAAUUUCUAUAGCAGUUAUUACAGGGCUCGACAAAUCCCAAACGCAAGGUCGCCAUGGCGACUAGAAUUGUUCUGACGCCUGGGUGUAGGCCUAUUCAACACUGGACCCAAAGCAGGUGGCUGUGUGGAAUGGAAGUGGCCGCGAAGGAGCUGUGAUCUUCCUGCUCUGCUUCCUUGUGUGCCCUGCUGUGAUAACGGGAUAGGACGUCACUCCGUCAUCACUAAACAGCAUGCGAAGGAGAGGAGCAAGAAGAUUACAGGAUCACAGCAGCUGCAUUGGAGCCCUGGGAAAGGAUAGGAAGACUGUGUGGACUUAAAAAAGAAAAAUAAUUUGUUCAUGUGUGAGAGAAAGUGUGUGUCUUUAAGUGCGUCUCUCAAUUCAGUGUGUCUGUCAUUGAGUAUGUGUGAGUAUUGGUACUUUAGUUCUAAAAAUACAAGGAAUGUUCAUGGCCACAAAAAGCAAAGUGGGAAAAAAAACAAUCAAUGCAUACAUCUGGUGUGUCACAUCAGAAUAUAUUAAUUGUCUACACAAGUAAAAUGCCAAUGACAUUUGAUACUAGUUUUCAUUAUAUGUAAAUUUAAAGGAACACUAUAGUGUCAGUAAUACAAACAUGCAUACUUGACACUAUAGUGGUAAACUAACUAGGUGAACUUUCCAACUCUGAUCGCAUGGGAAAUGUUUUAACUCUCCUUUUCCCCUUGCCACGACUGACCCAGACUCCGUGGUGGAGAUCAUUAAUUUUGAUGAUUUCAGCCAAUUCCGUACUUUCUCAUAGGAAAGGAUUAUUAGGCCAUUGCUCAUGUGCGGCAAAAAUAACGUGCCGCACCAGUAAGCAUCUCCUCACAGAGGUGCAUUAAAUCAAUGCAUCUCUAUGGGGAAUGUUCACCGUCUCUGCUGAACAUAGGUGCCUCACUACAUGGCACUGGUCUAGGAAGCACCUCUAGUGGACGUCUGAGUGACUGCCACUAGAGGUGUUACUAGGUAGCAUUGUAAACACUUCCUUUUCUCUGAAAAGGAUAACUCUGUAGUGUUCCUUUUAAGCCACAAUUAGUGAUAUCCAUGAAAGUGUUGCUAUGCUGUUUCUUGAGGUCUAGAAACCAGAGUAUAUAAUGCUGUGACUUCUGAUUCUUUCACCCCAGUUAAUGAUGUGGAAGCACUUAGUGUGUUGAGGAGUUCCGUGGCGCUAUGAAUGAAACACACAGGCUGAGUGUGGACACAUUGUCAAUGAUACUGCACAAUUUGUUGUACAUAUGCUUAAUCUUCUUAGAAAGUCAUGGGCAUGUAUGCUUUGGCAUUUGUUCCACGUGUUUGCAUAUGCCUUUACAUUGUCUACGUGCAUGACACAUGUGGAGAUAAAGGAAUUUGCAUUAAAUGCUCUGGUUGUGCCAGGAUAGCCUGAUGCAGGGUCUUUCCUCCUCUCUCGCUUUCUCUUCAGAUUGGUGGUAUCUGGGCAUCAGCCCAUCCUUACAAGCACGUUGUCUUGGUGUUACUUUUGAUUCUGGCCUCACCUUUGAGCCUCACAUCCAGUCUGUUGUCAAAUCAUGCCAAUUCCACCUCAAAAACAUCGCCCGCAUCCGCCCCUUUCUUACACAAGAUGCUACUAAAGAGCUUGUCCAUGCUCUAGUAAUCUCUCGCAUGGACUAUUGUAACUCUCUCCUAAUUUGUCUUCCCAAUAGCCGUAUUGCCACACUACAGUCUGUAAUGAAUGCUGCCGCCAGACUGACUUUCCUCUCUAGUCGGUCCUCUCACACCUCACCUCUCUGCCAGUCCUUACAUUGGCUUCCUGUAUACUAUAGGAGUCAAUUCAAAGUGCUAACCCAUACCUAUAAAGCACUGAAUAAUCUUAGCUCCUCUUACAUGUUCUCACAGAUCCAUAGGUAUGCCUCUUCUCGGUCUCUCCGUGACCACCUUCUGUCCGCUGCUCGCACCCGUACGGCCAACUUGCGCUUGCGGGCAGCUCCCUUCUUAUGGAAUAGCCUGCCUUCCUCCAUCAGACUCUCCCCUAGUCUCCAAUCAUUUAAGAAGUGCCUUAAAACCCAUUUCUUUAGGAAAGCCUAUGGCCUCUGAAACUAACCUCUACCUCACAUUCCUGUCUCUUGCUCUCUCUUAAAGGGCAGCACUCUACUCUCUCCUCUAGCUCUGCUUCACUCCCACCUAAUUUGACUGCUACUUCCUGUCCUAAUGUGUUUUGUGCCCCACCUCCCGUAGACUGUAAGUUCGUUUGAGCAGGGCCCUCUUCAACCUGUCGUUUCUGUAAGUUUUCUUGUAAUUGUCCUAUUUAUAGUUAAACCCCCCUCUAAUAAUAUAAAGUGCUACGGAAUCUGUUGGCGCUAUAUAAAUGGCAAUAAUAAUAAAAGAAAAAUGGCAUGUUCUAAAAAACAAAACUCUAACUUCUCAUUAGGUGAUGUCUUCCAGAUUGUUCCUACCUUCCUAACAAUUAAGUUAACAUUUGUUUAUUCAGAGACAUAACUUUAGUGAUAAGCAGAUUACAAAAUUUAGGCAACAGUGGAUUUGGAAAAAUUCUAUAACUCGGCUAUAGCCACGUCUAAAUUUCUCAGUUGGGUUUUCAGUUUUUUACUGAUCAGUGUUUAAAAAAAAUAAAUUGCAGAGGGUUUUGGUUAGUAAGCUAGUUACAUUUGUGUACAACACAUACGAAUAACUAGCCACUCAAUCCUAAACAUGCACGGACAAAAAUAACUCUCAGCCACACAUAGCUAGCCAAUAAGGCACUACCUACCCCAAGCUCCUAACAAUGCUAUUAAUGCCUCUGAUAUUUUGCCAUUGCUUAUCCUUGCUCACAACUUACAACUUAAUGAAGUGAUCUGGGUGCCAGGUCCAUCUACGGUUAACCCUGCAGCUGUAAACAGCGGUUUCAGAGUAACCGCUAUGUUUACAUUAGGGUUAAUCCAGCCUCUAGUGGCUCUCGUUGACAGCCGCUAGAGGCGCUUCCAUGCUUCUCACUGUGAAAAUGGGAAAUGCUUUCCUAUGGAUUGAUUGAAUGCGUGCUCUUGUCGCGCAUGCACAUUCAGCCCUGACGUUGGAAGAGGGAGGCGAUUUUGCCCGGUGCUGGAGAAAGAUAAGUGUUUAACCCCUUCCUCCCCCUUUAGCCUAGUGGGAGUGGGGCCAUGAGGGUGGGGGGUGGGGAGGAGCAUAAAGACACUAUAGUGCCAGGAAAACAAGUUGUGCAAUAUUACUUAAAUGGACACUAUAGGCACCCAGACUCAGUGGCGUACACAUGACCCAUGGGGCCCCGGUGCAAAAAUUGAUCUCUCUCCCUCUCUCUCUCCCUCUCUCUCUCCCUCUCUCUCUCCCUCUCUCUCUCCCUCUCUCUCUCUCCCUCUCCCUCUCCCUCUCCCUCUCCUCUCCCCCUCCCCCACCUCCCCUCCCCUCCCCCUCCCCUCCCUCCCCCUCCCCUCCCCCUCCUCCCCUCCCCCUCCUCCCCUCUCCUCCCCUCUCCCCUCUCCUCCCUCCCCCCUCUCCCCUCUCCCCCCCCUCUCCCCCUCUCCCCUCUCCCCCUCUCCCCUCUCCCCCCUCUCCCCUCCCCCCCUCCCUCUCCCCUCUCCCCCCCUCUCCCCCCUCUCCCCCUCUCCCCUCUCCCCCUCCCCCCUCUCUCUCCCCUCUCCCCUCUCCCCCCCUCUCCCCUCUCCCCCUCUCCCCCCUCUCUCCCCUCUCCCCUCUCCCCUCUCCCCCCUCUCCCCUCUCUCUCCCCUCUCUCUUCUCUUCUCUCUCGCGAGAGCACUCAGUGCUUCCUCUUCAGUUCCCUCGCGCGCCGCGUAAGGAUGCCGGCGCGGGAAAAAGGCGUCAUCUUCCGGCUCCGGUAUCAGUGCGGUACGCAAGGGAGCUGAAGAGGAAGCACUGAGUGCUCCCUCGCGCGGCCACCCGCCUUCCGGGUGUCAGCAGGGCCAGCCUCGGGGGGCCCUGAGGUGGCCGGUUCCUGGGCCCCCCAGGGGAAGAGGCUGGCCCUGUGGGUACAUGCCGGGCCCCCUGGUGGGCCGGGCCCGGUCGCAGCCGCAACCCCUGCGACCCUGGUAUGUACGCCACUGCCCAGAAUACUCUAGCUCAUUGAAGUAGUCUGGGUGCUUAGUCUCAGGUCCCUUAACCCUGCAAAGCUAGUUUUUGUAGUUUUUAAGAAACUGCAAUAAUUACCUUUCAGGGUUAACUCUACCUCUAGUGGCUGUCUACCAGAUCUACUUAAACAAAAAAGCAAUAAUUUUGUAGCUGCUGUGAUCCUGUAAUCUUCAAGCUCUGCUCCCUCCCGCACUGUUUAAUGAUGACGGGGCCAGAGUGAUGUCAUCUCCUGGCAUAACAGCAGAACUUACAAGGAAGCAGAGCAAGAAGAGCUCAACAAAUACACCUCCCUCGCUGCCCACUUCCAUUCAUCCUCAGCAGCCUCCAUGCUCUCUCCGCUUAAUGGGCUGACAAACACCCAGACGCAAAAUUCUUGGUCUACAUGGUGACCUGGAGCCUGAGAUUUGUUGAUCCCUGGGUUAUGUGGCCUUUGUUUUUGUUGCUGAGGAUCUUGGAGUAGUUAGAGAAUUGCAGUUGGCUAACAAGAUGACAGCCUCUGCUUGCUCAGGAACUAUAGCUUAAUGUGAGGUCACCAUGACUACACAGAACACUGGUUUGGUCCCUAAAACAACGUCAACCUUCCUGUAUUUAGAUAUUGCCAUGAAAAUCUUUAUAGAGGCACAAAUGAAAUCUAGAGUGAUGCGCAGUUGUUUAAAACUGGAGGCAAAGUGGAUGUUAGGGAUGUCAAGAUCAUGAACUCGUUGAACUUCUCUCCUUUCUAUUUUGGUUUAGUAAUCCAGUAAGCUUGCAAAUAGCGCAUAUAAUAAGGCUAGUGGACAUCACAGAAGCUCGCUCUGCAUACCUGCUUCAUUGAGGGUGUUCACAGUGUGGCUAGAUUUUGCCUUAAGAUUAGAUAUCCCACUUAUACCUCACUCCCACACUCACUCUCAGUGUCGCACUUAAUGGGUAUAAGAGUUCUAGUUGUUGCUGUGGAAACAGAUUACAGCUUCUUGGGAAAAACAUUAUUAUACGACCACGUACAUCUGUCUUUAUAGCGUCUCCAGCUGCUGACAUUGAUGCGGCACAAGGAUGUAGUCCACAUUUAUUCAAUUUAGACUUUUUGACUGUUGGUGAAUUGUUGCAUCCUAAUUUACAUAAAUAAUGUUCCUUCAUUAACAAACCUUUGUUUUGUUAGCUGGAUGUUUGGGUACAGAAUGGCUGGAGGAGCAUAAAGUUGCUUCCAGCUGUGAUCUCAACCACCCUCAGGUGACAUCCAGCUUCUGAAAUUUCAGUUCCCGGUCAGGGGGAGCUGCUGAUUGGUUGAGAGUGGUCAGCUGACUCAGCCAAUCAGUAACUCCCUGAUUCACAAAAUUGGUCUUGGAAAGUCCUUUUCCAAGCCAGUUUUGUCAAUGGGAAGUCAGAUUGUUAUUGUGCCUUAUUCUGCGUAAACUUUCUCCUAAAACAGUUACCAGUGGUAUUGAAAAAUUACAUAUUAUAACUAGGUUACCUGCCUUUGACAGAGUGCUGAGUGUUAAUACAGAUGAAGUGUGAAUUAAAAAGAAAAUAAAGUUCUAUAUAGUAUAAUCUAAAGCACAGAAUCCGUUAAUACGUAGCGUAGUCUAUUUUGUGAAUAAACUAUAGCAGCCUUUAAUAGUUGGAAGAAGCUGUUCUGCAUAUUAGGAACAUAACUGUUGCAAUUCACAGUUGAUCACUUAUGCUUAUUGACUUAAAAAAAUUAAAAACUUUAGCAAGUUCAUUUAAAGGAGCUUAAAACACAUACACACGACUGCAACAAAGUCUCAACUAACAGUUUCCAUCUAAUUGGUGCACAGAUCAAACAAAACAGUUUGGGUAGUACAUCUCCAAUGACUUGAUAAUAUACAAUAUAAUAUAUGCACCCGAUUAAUCAUUGUAUAUUGUGAGUCUCUACACAACUUUAAGGUGAAAAGGUUGGCGUGAUAUAACCCUUUGUAUAUGCCAAAACCACUAAUAUUCAAGAAAACAAUCUGCGCCAAUUUGUGUUUGAACGUUUACAGGCAAUAUCUCUUGACAGGUAUACUAUUUGGAAGGUAUAAUAUGACAAACGUAAAACUCUUAGAAUACUCAAAUGUUGAAUUCAACUAUUUUAGAACCUUGCCCGUGGUUCUCAAUCUGUUCACAUAUGCUUACAGAGUUAUUCCCUAAACUCAGAAUGUUAGUGAGUUACAGUCUGGCAAAAUGAAGACAAAUAGCAGGUUAGGAAAGGAAGUCUCCAAGAAGAGUUGUAGAAUUUUUCCAGUUGAGCUAUUUUAACUGAAUUUACCAAGGGCUUAUCUCUUUAAUUGUGGAAUAUAUUUUAAGGCUUAACACAUUUCCAUAGACUAAGAGGCAGGUACAAAAGCUAUGAGCCAGGCAAUAGUAGUGAGACAAACCCCUGAUAAAUCGCCGUUGCAAUCAUACCAUGUAAGCCACUACCUUGCAUAUCAAUUUAGUCACAUACCCACUCAUACACUGGCAAAUCCAUUUUUUGUAUUUGUCGUUUGUUAUCCUUGUAAAUUAACUGAAUCAAAUAUAAAGGCAUUCCAUGUUUUUAACGGAGCGUUAUUGCUCCUGCAGGUGCCACUAGGGACAUAAAUCCAGACAUAAAUUACCUUCCUAUUAGCUAGAGAUCGUGUCCUCAUCUGACUUCCUGAUUACAAAAGUAUAAAUACUGGCCUGAGAUAUCAAUCUGAUUAAAAUCCUUCCCCACUCUUAUUUCUACUUGUUCACAUAUUCAUAUCUGAUGUAGGUUUUCUUGGGUAAUGUUUACCUAAACAACUUGAUUAUUCUAUCAAAAAAGCAACCUGAGUGCAGUUGUUAUGUAUUUACACUGCUAAUGGUGUUUACCUUUCCUAAAUGUUCUUGUGCCGUUGUAUAUAUGUAUUCCUGCUUUUCAUAACUAAACUUCUAUUGAACAUAAACAUUCGAACCAAUAAAUAAAAAAUACUCCUGAAUUCUCAUUAAGACAGUACAACGCACAACUGUUUUCACACUUACACGCCUUAUUUAAUGUUGUCUAAUUUUCAGGGAUACGAAUUAAGGAGGAGGAACCUGACCCAGAGGAAUGGCACCUUACUGGUGACUCUACAGUCAACACAAAUGAUUUAACCCACCUGAGAGUCCAAGUUGUGGAAGAUGAGAUGGACCAACCAAAUCAGGAAGGGAAAAGACUGAGGAGAGUGGCGUGUACAUGCCCUAACUGCAAAGAGGGUGCCGGAAGGUGUGUAGAUUUUGUACCCUUAUUCAAGGAUAAUACUUUUCAGCACCUUUUCUGUUGGCUACAGUGAACAGAGAGGAUUGUAAAACCUGGAAGCAAAGAAGAGAAUCUGUUAGGAAACCAUUUUUUUUUAUUUUUUUUUAGUAAAAAAAAAAAAAAAACAAGAACUCUCGUUCUAUUCCUGUAUACUACUUAUCUAGAACUUUGUAGAUAACAUAUUUUUAAGAGACAGCCCACUGCCCAAAUUGGCAACAAAAAAAACAAAUGUUUAGUAGAUAUACCCCUAAUUAAUACAUACAUGCAUUUUUACAUGCAUGUAUUCAUUGGCGGUAUAUCUUAAAGGAACACUAUAGUCACCUUAACAACUUUAGCUUAAUGAAGCAGUUUUAGUGUAUAGAUCAUGCCUCUCAAUUCACUGCCAUUUAGGAGUUAAAUUACUUUUGUUUCUGUUUAUGCAGCCCAUGCCACACCUCCCCUGGCUCUGAUUGACACAGCCUGCAUGAAAAAUAAAACUGGUUUCACUUUCAGUCCGAUGUAAUUUACCUUAAAUGACCACUAUGGUGUCAGGAAAACAAACUUUCCUGGCACUAUGUAGUCCUUAGGUCCCCCCCCCCCUUCAGCCACUUACCUUUCUCCAGCGCCAUGCUCCCUUGGCGCUGGGGAACUCCUCCUGCCGACGUUGGUGCCGAACGCGCACGCAUUCAAACCGCCCAUAGGAAAGCAUUACUCAAUGUUUUCCUAUAGACGUCAACGUCUUCUCACUGUGAUUUUCACAGUGAGAAUCGCAGAAGCGACCUUUAGUGGCUGUCACGAAGACAGCCUCUAGAGGCUGGAUUAACCCUCAGUGUAAACAUAGCAGUUUUUCUGAAACUGUUUUCAGCUGCAGAGUUAAAACUAGAGGGACCUUGCACCUAGACUACUUCAUUGAGCUGAUAGUGGUCCUUUAAACAAUUGUAUCUCUUUCUCUGUAAAUUGAACUUUAAUCACAUACAGGAGGCUCUUGCAGGGUCUAGCAAACUAUUAGUAUAGCGAAGGAAAAGAAAAUCUUAAUUAAAUAGAACUUGCAAUAAAGGAAGGAUAAACAUUAGAUGGAGGAAGUGUUUAGUGAGGCUGUGCAAGUCACAUGCAAGGAGGUGUGACUGGGGUUAAUAAACAGUGAUUUAACUCCUAAAUGGCAGAUAAUUGAGCAUUGAGACUGCAGAGGCACGAUCUAUACACCAAAACGGUUUCAUUAAGCUAAAGUUGUUUUGGUGACUAUAGUGUCCCUUUAAGAGCUUGCAGAGACUGUAGUUCUUCAUAGUUUCUAAAUAGGUGCACUUGUGCAUGCACGUCUGCUCUGAGGUCUGGAGGAGCUCAAGUAGAGUUGGCUCAGUGGAGCUAACAGUAGGAGGCUGCAUACCUCUUUGGCUGACAGCCAGGGGGUGUUCUAUGGUUUAUUUGUAAAAAGUAUAUGAAACAUUGGCACUUUUAUAAACUAGGGUUUCAAAAUGAAAUAUUCUUCACUCAUAAAGAACUUCAACAAGCUGAAGUGCUUUUGGAGUGUGUAGAGGUCCUUAAAGGUUGAAUGUUUCUUUUUGAGGCUCUGAGAUUCUAGACCAAAUGUAUCAAUUUACUUUAUACUAUGAUUUCUCAUAAACCCACUAGGCUCAUACAAAAGUAAUGCUCCAUAUGCUUGAUACAGGAGCUGAAAUUCUUUGCGUUUGACAUUUUACGUGUGUGUUUUUCCUUAGUUGUAUUAUACCCUAUUCAUGAGAUGAGCCUUCAAAGAUAUUGUAAUUUUCGUCAUAGCCUUUAGUUUGUAUCCACUAUUUUAGGAUAUUGCUCUAUGAAUCAACAUUUCAGUCCUUCGACAUGGACUUUAUUGAUACAAGUUUACUGUUAUUAAAUUAUUCAUAUUUGGUAAUAGCAUUGUUCUGGAUGUUAUGUUUGCCUUGUGAUGUUCUGAUGAUCGCUUCCAAAGUAAGCUGCGGUAUCAUAAUUGUUGAAUGUAUGUUAAUAUCCAGAUAAAUAGAGAAAAUUCGAAUUUUUUUUUUUUUUUUUUCUCACUGUAAUAAUAUUCCAGGGCCAAAAAUAUGUAAAGUUAUUCUGCUUGUGUUAUACACCUCUGUUAUAACGGCCAGUACUGCGUCGUCCAUACUGCAGAAUCAAUUAGUCUUCACAAGUGUUGACUCACUGUGUCAUGCACCUCCCUCUAGUGGCAUUCUUCUUCCAUCCUGUACUUGGCUGCAAUUAUCUUGCAUAGAAAAUGCAUUUUAAUAAUUUUGUGAGUAAACUCCACAGAGAUGACAUGUUAAUAUCCUUGUAGUGUUGCACUUAACAAGAUAUGAAAUGCGUGCACUACACUUUGAAACACAUUUGUUGAUAAAUAUUGAAUGGUUAACAAAAUAACCUUGAUUUAAAAGUUGCCUGUUCUGAUAAAAUAUGAGAACUUGUGCUACAAGUUGAUCAAAUCUCUAAUUUGAUAAUACUGAUCUAUAAAGAUAGAUAUAUAUUCUAGCAUAACACUAAAAAAAAAGUGUUCUAAUUUAGAGAAUAGCAAUACUUUCUGUAGUUGGCCCCGCAUCCUAAGCUGAGAUGAUAAAGUCCCAUAUGAAAGCAUUGGAAGACUAGUGCACAUGCGUGUCAAAUGACGCAACGAUAAGAUGGUCUCAAUGAAUGACAGCCAGUAGAUGCGUUUUAACCGUCCAAUGUAAACAUUCCUACAAAACCGCAACUGCUGUAUUAAAACUGCAGGGACAUAGCAUUUAACCACUUCAUUGAGAUUAAAUGUUAUGGGUGUCAUUAGUAUCUCUUCAAACUCUGCUAGCAACAAUAGUGUUUGGCAAUUAAGAGAUGAGUCACAACACAUUGUUUUACAAUCUUAUUUUAUAUUUAAAUGUGUGCAUUUUUCCAAUUUUGUCAACUUUUCAGAGGUACCAAUCUUGGAAAGAAAAAGCAACAUAUCUGUCACAUCCCAGGCUGUGGUAAGGUUUAUGGCAAGACAUCACACCUUAGAGCUCAUCUUCGUUGGCAUUCGGGAGAACGUCCCUUUGUUUGUACUUGGAUGUUCUGUGGCAAGAGAUUUACUCGAAGUGAUGAGCUACAGCGGCAUCGAAGAACCCAUACUGGUGAGAUCAUUGCAUUAUUUGUUAAAAUCUGCUGUAAUGUAAAUUUUUAUUUAAUUUCAACCUGUGUAUCACACAUGUAUCAGAAGUAUUUUGUAAGCCUUUUGUGUAUGUACAGCUUUGAUGGCUAUUGGUAUUCGUUUUGGUACAUUAGUACCCAAAGAUGAGAUGGUAAAAUAUUUCACUGAAAUCUUAACCUCACUUUAGUUAUUGUCUAUCAGGAGAUGGUAAAUAUUUAAAAACUUUUUAUUCUGGUAGAUAUGGUGGCAAACCGCUUAAUGUAGUUGUUCUUGUGAGUAUAGUAUGUCUCUGCAGGAUUUUUAAUGUAAACCCUGCAUAUUCAGAGAAAAGGCCACUAGAGGUACUUCCUGGGUCAGUCACUGACGUUCAGCGUCCCCACGUACUGCAUAAAGGCAUUGAACUUUCCCCAGAGAGAUGCAUUGAUUCAAUGCAUCUCUAUAAGGAGAUGCUGAUUGGCCAUAGCGGCGUUUGGCUGUACAGAAGCUAUAUGUAGAUCACACAACAUCAGGGAAGGCCUGCUGUCUGGCAGGGACCCAGGUAAGAGGGUUAACCAUUGCCGUUUAAAGGGAUACGUUAAGCACCAAAACAUAUUUAGCUUAAUUAAGCAGUUUUAGUGUAUAAAUCAGGGGUAGUCAACCUUUUUCUACCUACCGCCCACUAAUGAAUCUUUCUUGAUGGAAAAAUUUUCUUACCGCCCACCAUUUUUCACGCAAAUGCAGAUUUUUUUUUUUUAAAGGUAGGGUGUUUAAAAAAAUUUUUUUUUUUUUUAAAAUGGACGUACAUUUAUCUUUUUAUCUCUACGCAUGUUUAUAAUGUUUUUAACUUUGUAAAGUUUAAUGAGAAAACAAAGUAAAUUGAAAUUACCUUUACUAGUGAUUAAUGAGAUCCCUGAGGUUGAUCCUGCGAGACUAAAUAUAGUUAGCUCACUUAUUAUUGUUAGCCAACAAUUCUCUCCUUUUCUUUCUCCUAUUUCACAACUGCUCUGCUCCGCUUCUGCCUUCUUCUGCUGUCCCUGUUAUCGUGCAUCAGCUCCCACUCAUCCCCUUCUUCCCACGUGUUACAUGUUCGCGUGCACGCAUUCUCGUGUUUGCACAGUUCACGCGCUUUCGCACUUUCAUGUGUGCACUCGCGCCCGCCCACUCUCUCAAACGGUGGAUUAGCUAGCAUUUUAUCUUGUGCCGCCGAAAUCCCUACCGCCCACCUGGAAUCCUGAAACGCCCACUAGUGGGUGGUAGGGACCAGGUUGACGACCCAUAGGUCAUGGUUAGGCACUCCAGAAGUUCUGUACUCAAUCUCCCCUAAGGCUUUGCCAAAAAUAUGGGUGAUGUUGUCCACAAUAUCUGGAGUGUCUAAGGUUGGUAUAAAUAAUGUAUAUGAUCUAUGCACCUAACACAACUCCAUUUAUCUAAAGUUGUUUUAGUGUUUAUAGUGUCCCGACUUGUAUGUGUUUGUUUUUGGUUUUUUAAAUAGCUUGUUUUAACAGUUGAGUUAACCAUUUGAGUCAACUGUUUAAGCAAAAUAUGUAUUAAAAAAAGAUUGAUUAAGCAAAUACAUGAAUAUGUAUGUUAUAUUAGUUAAAUAAACCUAUUUACAUUGCUUUAUAAAUAUGAGUAACCUAUUAAAUUUGAGAGACUUCACAAAGCAAUAAUUUCAUCAUUUGUUUAUGUAUUUCAUGUUUCAUAGGUGGGAGCGUGGGCCUCUUUUCUAGUGACUGGCAGCAAUGGCUGUUCGGUCGCUAGUUUUAAUGUUUAGUAUGGCAGGUGGGGGCAUAUGGAGGUAAAAUACCUCCAUUGUAGCAAUAUAGUGGUCUUAUUGACCCACAUAGGAUUUUUAUUACAUUUUUGUAACUUUUUCUAUGUGGUGGAUGGCUAGCAAGCGAUGACCAGCCAGCACAUAAUUAAGCCUUGCGCUAUGAGGGGUUUUAACUAUUUGCCCACUGGCUGCUAGCACUGUCAGCAGGCAAAUAGUUCUUAAAUUAUCAUUCACUUGAAAAUAGAAAGUGAAUGAUAGGGUGCUGUAGAUUUGGUUUGGAUGAAGAAAUCACUGUUUUUCCGAAUUUACAGAAUUGGUUCAACCUACCAAAUUCUGACCGCAUUUGCCUUUAGUAAAUAUGGGAAUUACCAAUGUAGUCAGAAUUUCGCCUAGGAAGGGCACACAGGACGAUGGCUGAUGAUGUCACCACUCUGUGCAGGGAGUGAAGCAGGAGCCUAACGGUCGGAUUCUUCCUCGGUCCGACCAAAGGUGUAUAAACAUGGCAGAGGGCUCGAGUGUUCUGUGAAACUAGGGGCCACAUUUUGAAGUAUUUUUUACAUAGAAUUCAUUUUACAAAUUACCAGAACUUUUCCUUACAUGCUGUAAGGAUUCUUAUGAUAAAAAAAAAAGGAAAAAUUCUGGUGACGGUUGUACUUUAAUUUUGCUGACACUUUUAGAACGCAAAAGUAUUGAUAAAUUAUCUCAAUAGCAGGAGAAAAUUAGUUAUCUAUGCUAUCUACCAGAAAGCAGUGAUAGGUGCUAAUACAAAAGAAUCACGUUUCCUUUACAUUGAAUCUUAAUAAAACCCAUACUUAAACAGAAAAUAUUAAUCUAAACUGCAUGCAGUUGUGGUUACCUCUGGCACGGUUUCACAGUUUUUCUGCGGAGGUAGCUGUGGUUACCUCUGGCACGGUUUUUCUGCGGAGGUAGCUGUGGUUACCUCUGGCACGGUGUUUCUGCGGAGGUAGCUGUGGUUACCUCUGGCACGGUGUUUCUGCGGAGGUAGCUGUGGUUACCUCUGGCACGGUGUUUCUGCGGAGGUAGCUGUGGUUACCUCUGGCACGGUUUUUCUGCGGAGGUAGCUGUGGUUACCUCUGGCACGGUUUUGGUUUUUCUGUGGAGGUAGCUGUGGUUCCCUCUGGCACGGUUUCAGUUUCUCUAUGGAGGUAGCUGUGGUUCCCUCUGGCACGGUUUCUCUAUGGAGGUAGCUGUGGUUACCUCUUUCAUGGUUUCGUUUUUUCUGUGGAGGUAGCUGUGGUUACCUCUGGCACGGUUUCUCUAUGGAGGUAGCUGUGGUUACUUCUUUCAUGGUUUCGUUUUUUCUGUGGAGGUAGCUGUGGUUAACUCUGGCACGGUUACAGUUUCUCUAUGGAGGUAGCUGUGGUUACCUCUGGCACGGUUUCAGUUUCUCUAUGGAGGUAGCUGUGGUUCCCUCUGGCACGGUUUCAGUUUCUCUAUGGAGGUAGCUGUGGUUACCUCUGGCACGGUUUCUCUAUGGAGGUAGCUGUGGUUACUUCUUUCAUGGUUUCGUUUUUUCUGUGGAGGUAGCUGUGGUUAACUCUGGCACGGUUACAGUUUCUCUAUGGAGGUAGCUGUGGUUACCUCUGGCACGGUUUCAGUUUCUCUAUGGAGGUAGCUGUGGUUCCCUCUGGCACGGUUUCAGUUUCUCUAUGGAGGUAGCUGUGGUUAACUCUGGCACGGUUACAGUUUCUCUAUGGAGGUAGCUGUGGUUAACUCUGGCACGGUUACAGUUUCUCUAUGGAGGUAGCUGUGGUUAACUCUGGCACGGUUACAGUUUCUCUAUGGAGGUAGCUGUGGUUAACUCUGGCACGGUUUCUCUAUGGAGGUAGCUGUGGUUACCUCUGGCACGCUUUUCUGGGAGGGCUGUGGUUACCUCUGGCACGGUUUCUCUAUGGAGGUAGCUGUGGUUACCUCUGGCACGGUUUCUCUAUGGAGUAGCUGGAGGUAGCUGUUUACCUCUGGCACGGUUUCUCUAUGGAGGUAGCUGUGGUUACCUCUGUACGGUUUCUCUAUGGAGGUAGCUGUGGUUACCUCUGGCACGGUUUCUCUAUGGAGGUAGCUGUGGUUACCUCUGGCACGGUUUCUCUAUGGAGGUAGCUGUGGUUACCUCUGGCACGGUUUCUCUAUGGAGGUAGCUGUGGUUACCUUUGGCACGGUUUCUCUAUGGAGGUAGCUGUGGUUACCUCUGGCACGGUUUCUCUAUGGAGGUAGCUGUGGUUACCUCUGGCACGGUUCUCUAUGGAGGUAGCUGUGGUUACCUCUGGCACGGUUUCUCUAUGGAGGUAGCUGUGGUUACCUCUGGCACGGUUCUCUAUGGAGGUAGUUGUGUCUACUAAUUGCAUCAGUCUUUCAAAUGUUCAGUGGCAGUUGGUGAGACCAUGUGACGUCAGCAGCCAAUCAGAGUAUGAGAUUCAGGAUGAUGAGCCAUCUUACUGUCAACUGCCGUGUCUGUUUUACCUGCUCAGUGAUUCGUGUCAUUGAUCUGAUAAGGCAGUGUUAGUGUAACUUGUCAUACUGUAAAGGUUUAUAGGGUUUUAUCCAAAUCUGUACAACACAAUGUAUAGAUAGCAUUUUUAAGCUCUUUUUAUUUUAAAUACCUUAUUUUUGAGCACAGGUAGAUUUAUGACAUAGUUAGUGUCGUCAAUGAUGCAACUUAACAAUCGACAAUGGGAAGCUCUUUCAAAAGAUUUAUAGUGACUAUGGGCAUGACAGGCUGGCUGCGUUAAAAUACUUUAAAAUAUAUUAUUGUUGCCCUGAAAACAAGAUGAAACUGCAUUGCUAUCAGGAACCACCUGCCCUCCACCUGGUUAAGUAAAAUUUGGAAUAGUUAUGUCAAGUGGUAGUAUGGUAAUGGUUGGUGAGCAGAAUAGUGAUUUCAUUUUUAGGGUUUUAUUUAGGAGAAAUGUAUCUAUGCUCUGUCACUUCCUUAUUGUUUUUAUAAUACACGAGAGGGGUGUACAGACGGUUUAAAUUGUGGGGUUUUUACAAUAUCCAUACACACUGGGGAAGCAAGAUCCGUUUUUUGGAGAUUAAAGGUGGAAUAUAAUGUCUGAGAGGGAUCAGUAUUUGUAACUGUAAAUCCACAACCAACAAGUUCAGAAACAGAUGAAAGAAACUUUGGAAAUAAUGAAAAUGCACAAAUGUGCCCAGAUCUGUGUAUGGCCCAGUGUAUUUAAUAGAAAAUGGGGGUAUAGCACCCGGGUUUUCUAUGAACUGUUCUUGACUGCUGAGCAUUGUUUUUAAAGGAUAAUGGGUGUCAUGAUCUUUAAAGUUGCAUAGUGUGCGUAAAAUGUAGUUUGUCCAUAAACAAAUUGAUUUGUCAGAAUCUAAAUCCUUUUUACCCUGCAUUUUCCAGACAAAUCAAUUCAUUUAGGUGUGAAAUGAAAGGAUUGUGUUUUGGAGAAAUUCAUUUUUGGGCGAUCCGCAUUUUUGCAAAUAUCUAGCGUGUGAUUUUAUUAGAUCCUAAGUUAUGCAUUUACAUGCAUUUUAAAUUCAAAUUAAAACAUGUAAGGUGUAUAGGCAUUUUCCAAACCUAAAGGAACUUUACUAAAAUAUAUUUUUUGUCAUCCAACAGGUGAAAAGAAGUUUGUCUGUCCUGAGUGUUCCAAACGAUUUAUGCGAAGUGAUCACCUUGCCAAACAUAUUAAAACCCAUCAGAAUAAGAAGGGCAUUCAUACCAGCAGUGCUGUGCUGGCAUCAAUAGAAGCAAAGCCCGAAGAUGCAUUGAUUUCUGCUGAAGGAACAACCCUUAUCCUUGCAAAUAUUCAGCAGGGAUCUGUAUCCGGCCUAGGAACUGUAAAUACUGGCACCAGCAAUCAAGAUCUUCUCUCAAAUUCGGAAAUCCCUUUACAACUUGUCACAGUUUCGGGAAAUGAGACAAUGGAGUAAAAAUCACACGACACCUAUUAAUUGUGGUUAUUUUUAUACAGUAGUGAGAAAACAAAACCUUGUUCUUGAGUUCUUAGAUAUCUUUUUAUUGAUGUGCAAACAUUUUGGAUUGACAGUUACUUGGUUAUACAUGACACUGAAAUGCCUUACUUUGUAUGCUAUUCCAUUAAGUAUGAUACAAUGGUAAAAUUGCAUGGCUUUUGUAGGUACUUUUGGAAUCUAGAACUGAUGAAAUUUUACCAUGAUCCGUACAAGUAUAAAUAAUGUUGACAGAUGGAAAUGGUAGUCUAACCAAAUGCAUCAAUCCAGUGUGGUUUAGUGUAUAAAAAAAAAAAGAAAACAAAAAAAUUACAAAAAAUAAAAAAAAUAAAGAACAUGUUGGUAUUUAUCUAUUGUAAGAUAAUAAAGUUGAUGGGUUAAAAAAAAAAAAUUAUGUUAUGAUAAAUUUUUGUAAUUUUCUUGAUGACUGGAAUUUUUAUUAUGCAUAACUGACAAAUCACGUUUCCCAGCAAAUACGUCAGUUCGGCUUUACCAUAACUCACCAACUUAUGAAUUAACAGCCAAUCGUUUUAAUUAGGUGAAUCUGUAUACACCAUUUUAAACGUUUCUCUUGUAAAAUUCUUCGACAAAGUUUUAACAUGGAGCCGAUGGCAGCGGCCACUGUCUAGAUCGUGUUGAAAAGCCAUGUGCAAGAUUAAGUUGCAAACCAAAUCUUGUAAAAAAUAAAUAAAUCUGUUUUGCGUCAUGAGAAAAAAACCAUAGCCAAUGUUGAAAGAUUUUGUAGGUUGAAGCAUUUUUGAAUGGUUUAAAUAAAUGUUAUGAUUAAGCACCCACUUUAUUGAACACUGGUGGACCAAAAAAAUAGUGAACUGUUUGUCAUUUAGCACAUAUUGAUUUCAAUCUUGUGUACUCUGAAAGUAUAAAACCCAUUGUUGUAAAUUAACUAGUAUAGCAUAUGCAAACAUGAUUUAGAGCAUUUCCAUAUUGACAAUACCGGGCAUACAAGACCUUGUCAUGGGAUUUGGGAAAUUAUACAAGGGUGUUUUUAUUUUUAUUUUUUUAUUAAUGCUUUUAUUUUUGUUUCUCUUUCCUCUUCUACCUGACCCUCCCCACGCCCCCCACCCCCCACUCCUCUGCAUUUAAACAAACUUUUUUUGCUUCUACCCAAUAAAAGAAUUGUAUGUAUCGAAUACAUUUACCUGAUAAAUAUGUAUAUGUUUUUUUAUUAUGUUGCUGUAUUUUCGUUUUAUUUUUUAAUAAUUGUUUAUAUUUUCAUCUAUAGAAAACGUGUAAAGUUUCAAAGUUACAUUACAGGUAUGUAAGUGCUAUACCAUUUUUCUAAGUAGUAAAAUAAAAACCGCAGCACCUACAACAGUUCACUUAUUUACAAGCUUCGUUUGGGUCUCUGUUAUUCUUAUGACCACCUCAAAUUUAAAAGCUACCUUAAAGUGUAUGUUUAAAGUGUAUUAUAACAGUGUGGUAGUUUAAUAAAACACUAUUUUCUUUCUUUUGACUUUGCUGUUUUUAUAUUUAUUAAGUGGCAUUAUCAAUUCACAGUUUGUUCAUUUUUACUUUAUUUUUGUGGACCAUAUGCUUGGUCUUCACAAUAUGUACUCACUAUUUACUUAAAGUGAUAUUCAAGGCUGCCACACGAGUUAGGAGCAGGGUAUAGGUUGGUUAGCUGGCUGUCCAUUUAAGUCCACCGUUUCUGCCCCACCCAUUCUGCCAUGUUUCCAUUUUUGCUCCAAUAAUAUAGUUGUGUGUGAUAUCGUGCUGCGGAACUACAGAAUUUUGCUGGUGCUAUAUAAAUAAUAAAAUAAUAAUGUAAAGCUACGUUUUUGUGACAGUCUGUACAGCAAAGAUUCCUGUUAGUUGUAGCUCCCAUUCUAGAAUGACAACUGUUAAAUUACAUCUGACAUCAAACAUCCUUGCAGUGUUCAUAAAACCCUGCCCUGCUACAUUUUGAGGAUAAGCUUAGCACUGUGAAAGAGCUCACUGCAUAUCCUGUGGAAAAUGCAGGGGCUUUAAAUAUAAGUAUUUUACUUUAAAUUCAUUGUCUGUAUUACAAGUUCUUAAACGCACCAAAAUUGCUACAUCCCACUGUAGUGGUUAUGUUGUUAGGAGUGGUUUGGUGUCCUUAUAGUCUUAGUCAAACCUUUUAAUAAUGUUUUGACAAUUCACCUGGGUAUUAUUGGGCAUCCGCCGUCGCCUUCUCUGCAAACGAAGCUCCUGUUUUGAGCUAAGCCUGGUGAUUCAACUGUGCACAUUGUUUGAGAGCGCUUAGCUGACACAGCAAAGCUCAGCCAAGCUAACAGAAGCUCCUUGCCAGAGCUUCCAGCUCCAGCAGUGGUGGCAACAGAUACUUUGUGGACCCUAGGUAAACUGUCAAACUACUAUUAAACGGUUUAACUACUUCCACUGGGAGAGCACUCCUGAUAUCCUAGUUCUGCAGCCUUACACUUUACAUAUUUGUCAAAAUAGAGCUUGAAAGCAGAGCUUAUACUUCCACCUCAAAACUGUGAGUCAGGGUUCCACUUCUAGGCUCACAUACCAACUCGUACCAGUAAGUUGGUAUGUCAGCACGGAGUUUGAGGGACUUCCUUGGAGCAGGUUUUUGCAAGUCCAAAGGCGGCCUCUUUCUCUGUUGUUGAUGUGGUGUGCUGCUGUGCACUAUUUUAUCAUUGAGAUAAUUUUACAAUUGACGAAUGGGCCAUCUAAAGCCUUAUAGCUUGGCUUCCCGUCAAGAAAAUCUUAGAACCAUUUUCGAUGAUAAUGGAUAAAUUUUAACCUUGGAAUUCCACUUUAUUUAUAUCAUGUAUAUAGGAUUUGGUUUUUAAUCUCCCUCUCUUUAGUGCUUCUUUCAUUGUUUUUUAGCAUUGUUUGACAAAUCCAAGGAGCUGAUUGCAGUCACCAUACAAAUUGCAUACAACGCUCAGAUUUUAAGGAGCAUACUGUUCUAUUUUGCUGCUGCUGAUCAUGCACAUAAUGAAUGCAGAUGGCUAGCGGCAUUGUAGUAUAUGCUUCUUUCAUGUGGUUUCCCCAGAAUUCAGUAAGCAGAGCUGAUACAUAAUUAGUUUAGUGACAUCUACAAGGGGCAUCGUGAGACAUCUAUGUUUGGAGUAGCUGAUAGAAGUUAAGUUCUGUACUGAAAUCUAAAUAAAUCUUUCAAAAGCACCCCAAAAAACUAAACUAAAUUUAUAUAUUUUUUUUUGACAAGGGUUGUCUGUGCUCCAACUGUUUGCACAUUACUUCUACAAGAACACGCACGCUACUGUAUAGGUUUUAUGAAAGAAAUGCUAGCAAGUUUAGUCCACACUUAUGACCUGUAUUACUUGGUGUCACUUUGUAAGAAAUUAUUCUAUGUAUUUUGCCAGUACAUUUAUAAUUUUAAGUCCACAGGCAGUUAUGUUCUCAUAAUGUAUGAAUAAAAUCUGUACCUACCUGAAAUUGAUCUUGUCGUCCAUUCAGUGGUAAUCUUGAAAGUGAGCAUACAUAAAUUUGGUCUGAACACUGUUUGUCAUGUACCCUUUACUUGUUAUCACAUUUUAUUUCUGUAGGGGCACUCAAUAUAUGUAUCUAAUAUGACAUCUAGACUUUUAUUUGCGCAACCUGAG
Molecule: messenger RNA, 40767 nt
Organism: Pelobates cultripes (western spadefoot toad)
Lineage: Eukaryota; Metazoa; Chordata; Amphibia; Anura; Pelobatidae
Source: the annotation of a GenBank genome assembly